CCCAAUCUCCCGAUGCCUUCUCAUAUCUCGUCUCGACUUCUUCUUCCCAACGAGCACAAUGUCUGCUUCCAUCGUCUCCCCCCCAUCCCGCCACCCUUCGUCGUUCCCGGCCCGACUGCCGAGCCGGCAAGCUGGGCCGCGGCUUCCAAACCGGCCGAGUUCGAUCAAAUCCGCGGCCUCGAGGAGACGCGCCUACGGUUGGGAGUACAGCGGCGGCGGGCUGGUGGACCAGAGCAUGAUCGUGCUGAGGAAGAGGAUCCACGAGAUGAAGAUGGCGGAGACCAAUUACGAGGCGCCGUCGGAAUGGAUGGACUGGGAGAAGCGGUACUACACCAGCUACCACGCCGACGUGUGCGAGAUCCUGUGCCUUCUGCAGACGCUGCUGAUGGACACACGGCCCAGCUUGGCUAUCGGGAUGAUUGCCGUCGUCGUGCUAAGCGUGCCCACGUCUGCCAUCUUCAUCGCCUUCCAUCUGAUGGCGGCCGCGAACUCGAUCCUGACCGGAACGCACCUCGGUUGAUCGAGGUUUUCGUGUUCCAUCUGUGUCCUACGAGUCUUAGUUUGACGCAUCUGUAGCAUAUUUUUAUUCUUUCAUCCUGCCAUGUAUACGAUCGAAUGCUUCAGCAAACGCUAAUUAUUGGUGGUCUCUCAACAAUUAUUAUUUGUGACU
Musa acuminata AAA Group (dessert banana) is the source of this 670-nucleotide messenger RNA. RefSeq lists its product as uncharacterized. Lineage: Eukaryota; Viridiplantae; Streptophyta; Magnoliopsida; Zingiberales; Musaceae. The transcript has a single exon. The coding region runs from base 59 to 520 and encodes 153 amino acids. The record is from RefSeq and is a predicted model, not a curated record.